This is a messenger RNA of Ochotona curzoniae (black-lipped pika), 1229 nucleotides long. RefSeq names its product G protein subunit alpha transducin 1 (gene GNAT1). The transcript has 8 exons. Gene Ontology annotation, molecular function: GTP binding; G-protein beta/gamma-subunit complex binding; GTPase activity. The record is from RefSeq and is a predicted model, not a curated record. Lineage: Eukaryota; Metazoa; Chordata; Mammalia; Lagomorpha; Ochotonidae. Gene Ontology annotation, biological process: adenylate cyclase-modulating G protein-coupled receptor signaling pathway. Bases 129 to 1181 code for a protein of 350 amino acids. Gene Ontology annotation, cellular component: heterotrimeric G-protein complex.
UUGAUUGUCAGUUACGGGGCCAGAAGGGCAGCAGGGGAGGCCACAGAAGGCUUAAGUCUGGCUCUUGGGAUUCCUGGCACCCAAAAGCGCCACCUGCCCACCCUGCACCCUCACCUGCUGCCAGAGCCAUGGGGGCUGGGGCCAGCGCUGAGGAGAAGCACUCCAGGGAGCUGGAGAAGAAGCUGAAGGAGGACGCUGAGAAGGAUGCUCGAACAGUGAAACUGCUGCUCCUGGGUGCGGGUGAGUCCGGGAAGAGCACCAUCGUCAAACAGAUGAAGAUUAUCCACCAAGACGGGUACUCGCUGGAAGAGUGUCUGGAGUUCAUUGCCAUCAUUUACGGCAACACACUGCAGUCCAUCUUGGCCAUUGUGCGCGCCAUGACCACGCUCAACAUCCAAUAUGGAGAUUCGGCGCGCCAGGACGACGCCCGCAAGCUGAUGCACAUGGCCGACACCAUAGAGGAAGGCACCAUGCCCAAGGAGAUGUCCGACAUCAUCCAGAGGCUGUGGAAGGACUCGGGUAUCCAGGCCUGCUUCGAACGCGCUUCCGAGUACCAGCUCAACGACUCGGCGGGCUACUACCUCUCAGACCUGGAGCGCCUGGUGACCCCGGGCUACGUGCCCACCGAGCAGGACGUGCUGCGCUCACGAGUUAAGACCACUGGCAUCAUUGAGACACAGUUCUCAUUCAAGGACCUCAACUUCCGGAUGUUCGACGUGGGCGGGCAGCGCUCGGAGCGCAAGAAGUGGAUCCACUGCUUCGAAGGUGUGACCUGCAUCAUCUUCAUUGCCGCGCUGAGCGCAUAUGACAUGGUGCUGGUGGAAGACGACGAGGUGAACCGCAUGCACGAGAGCCUGCACCUGUUCAACAGCAUCUGCAACCACCGCUACUUCGCCACCACCUCCAUCGUGCUCUUCCUCAACAAGAAGGAUGUCUUCUCCGAGAAGAUCAAGAAGGCACACCUUAGCAUCUGCUUCCCAGACUAUGACGGGCCCAACACCUAUGAGGAUGCGGGCAACUACAUCAAGGUGCAGUUCUUGGAGCUCAACAUGCGGCGGGAUGUGAAGGAGAUCUACUCCCACAUGACAUGCGCCACCGACACACAGAACGUCAAGUUCGUCUUCGACGCCGUCACCGAUAUUAUCAUCAAGGAGAACCUCAAAGACUGUGGCCUCUUCUGAGGUGGGGUCCUUGACAGCCUGGACAACACUGCCCCCUCCUGCCGGCUA